AUAGUAUCUACCUUUACCGAUUCAUGCUUUCUCGUAUUGGACAAUGAUGGCGGAUUAUAACAGUUCCCAAAAUGUACAGCGUCUUCGGGGUUACUAUGAAAGAGGACUAUCCACCAGUCCUUCCACUAUGCCCAACGCUUAUGAUGAGACUGAACACCAAAUAAUUACUAAUGGUCUAGGUUUACGGGUCAAGGAAGUUGAGCAGAAAAGCAGAUCGAAAAAGGGAGUCACUGCCAUGGAUCCUUGUCGAUCAACGAGCUCGAUGGAGAAACAGGUCUGUGAAGAAUCCGCUGUUGUAGAGGAAAAAGAAAACAGAAGCGGCGCAUCGAGAAUGGAAGACAAACAGAGCUUGCACGCAUUCAUAUUUGAUGGAACUGACGACAUUCACGAGCUAGAGUGGAAGAAAGAAGAGGCUGAUCGGGAGACUGAGGAGCUUGUUGAUCAAAUUGAGCAAUGCCAACUUACGAUAGACGAUUUACGCAAGCAAAUAAGCGGUCUCCAAGCAAGAGAAAUAAAACUCAUACAAUGCAACGAAAAGAUCAAUGAGGAUCUCGCUGAUCAGAUCAAAGACCUGCGUGAGAGGCUCCGAGAAAGCAAACUUCGGGAACGAGAACUCCAAGCCCAACUUGAACGCAGCCGCCAGGUCAAAGAAGAUCUUCGAAUGGAGCUUGAGGAAACUAAAGUUAGAGCCAUUCAACUUCGUCAAAGCAAAGCCAGGGAGCGUGAAUCCGAUUCAAUUCAGCAUACAAGAAGAGAGCAGGGACAGCUGUCACAUGAACUACUGCAGCAGCUGGUCGAGGUGACCGUUGAGAACAUUUCACAGAGAAACGCCCCAGCCGCCAAUACGCAGCAAGUUAUCUACCAGCGCCAUCCGCAUGAUGUUGAUAUUAUCGCCGAACAGAAUCAAGCAAUAUCUUACUUGAAGCAAGAAAAUUCUCAUGCGGAGCGGAAAGCUCGCCGGGCCAACUUAGAAGCGGAAUAUUUCAGGAACGAAUUCAUGAAGUCGAGUAAGAAAAAGCAACCGAGAGGCGAGAAAGUGAUCGCGUUAUCAAGACAGGGAGGCAUCACAAGCCUCUUAGCCUAUACGCAAACAUGAGGAACCUGGAACGAAUGAAAGGAUUUUUACUGCAGGUCAAACGGUUUAGAGAGCGGUUCAGAACGAGGAGCAAUAUAAAUAUGAGUUAUCUUACUUGUCUGCAACAUCCGCCUGACAUGUUAUGAUUUUAGCACAUACACAGUAGAAUCGAUGAUUCUAAUUUG
Talaromyces stipitatus ATCC 10500 is the source of this 1260-nucleotide messenger RNA. RefSeq lists its product as uncharacterized. Lineage: Eukaryota; Fungi; Ascomycota; Eurotiomycetes; Eurotiales; Trichocomaceae. The coding region runs from base 44 to 1096 and encodes 350 amino acids. The transcript is spliced from 2 exons. The record is from RefSeq and is a predicted model, not a curated record.